CGCCGCUGCAGGGGCCGCUCCUCCUGAGGCCCUGUCCCGGCCCCCGCUCGCGGGGCGCGCUCCUCGGCUCGCGGGGCGCGGGUCCGCGGGCGCGGCCAUGGCCCUGCGGCGGAGCCCCGAGCCCCCCGGCGGGCCGGCGCGCUGGCUGCCCACGCACGUCCAGGUGACGGUGCUGCAGGCCCGCGGGCUGCGGGGCAAGGGCACGGGGGGCAGCAGCACGAGCGACGCGUACACCGUGAUCCAGGUGGGGCGCGAGAAGUACAGCACGUCGGUGGUGGAGAAGAGCACGGGCUGCCCCGAGUGGCGCGAGGAGUGCGUCUUCGAGCUGGCCCCCGGCGCGCUGGACGGGCUGCUUCGGGCGCAGGACGCGGCCCCCGACGCCCCGGCCCCGGCGCCGGCCGAGCCCGCCUGCGAGCUCGUGCUCACCGCCAUGCACCGCUCGCUCAUCGGCAUCGACAAGUUCCUGGGCCAGGCCAUCGUGGCCCUGGACGAGGUCUUCCGCCAGGGCCGCGCCCAGCACACGCAGUGGUACAAACUGCACUCCAAGGCGGGCAAGAAGGAGAAGGAGCGCGGCGAGAUCCAGGUCACCAUCCAGUUCACGCGCAACACCCUGAGCGCCAGCAUGUUCGACCUGUCGGUGAAGGACAAGCCGCGCUCGCCCUUCGGCAAGAUCAAGGACAAGAUGAAGGGCAAGAAGAAGUACGAGCUGGAGUCGGCCUCGGCCAUCGUCCCCGGCAGCGCCCUGGAAGACCCGGACCUGCUCGGUGGCUCCAGCAAGAAGGCCAAGGCCAAGGCCUUCUUCCUCCGCAACAAACUGCGCAAGUCCUCGCUGACGCAGUCCAACACCUCGCUGGGCUCCGACAGCACGCUCUCCUCCGCCAGCGGGAGCCUGGCCUGGCUGGGCUCCGAGUACCUGACGCGCUCCCCGAGCCGCCACAGCCGGCUGUCCACCGAAGGCGGCAAGGAUUUGGCUCCGUCCCCCAAACUGCUGACCCACAAGCGGGCCUACAGUGAUGAAGUGAGCCAGGUGCAGGCAGGGCUGCCCCACACUGGCCAUGACUCCGGCUCUGGGUCUUCCCUCUGCAUCAACGGCAGUCACAUCUACAACGAUGAGCCGCCUGUCCCGCUGGCCCACCGCGCCUCCAUCUCGGGCCCCUUCCCUUCGGCCAGUGCCCUCCAUGGCCUCUCCCCGCGGCGGGCCGAGGAGGGCACGGGGCCCUCGGACACGGCCCCCAGGGGCAGCUCUGAGCCGGUGGCUGCAGCAGGUGUGGGCCGAGAGGAGUCUGGAGCACGGGCUGGCGAGGAGGAGGGUCCCCGGCAGGCAGAGGGGAAGCCCGUCCAGGUGGCCACACCCAUAGUGUUCCCAUCUACGUCAGCAGAGAGAGAAGACGGGAGGAAGGAGGAGCGCAAGACCCGCGUGGGUCUCUUCCACCAUCACCACCACGGGGCCGGCCGCAGGGGCUCCCUCGGGGAGAAGAUGGGCCUGGCCCUGGGUGCCUCCCUGCACCCUUCCUCCAGUGGGGAAGAGAAAGGCAGGAGCGGUUGGUUUGGUUCCCGAGAGGGAAAGGAGCACCCCCAGAAGCCCAGCCCCCACCCUGUGAAGCCCCUCAGCUCGGCACCCCCAGAGGGGUCUGUAGACAGGAAGCCACCUCGAUCUAGCCUGAGCUCAGCCCUGACCAGUGGGUUGGAGAAACUCAAGACAGUCACUUCGGGCAGCAUUCCGCCUGUAGCCCCCCAGGCUGACCAGACAGCGGAAUCCAAAGUGAAGCUGAAGGACCCCUUGCAGCCAGACCAGUCGGCCAAGUACUACCACCUGACCCACGAUGAGCUGAUCACCCUGCUCCUGCAGCGGGAGCGGGAGCUGAGCCGCCGGGAUGAGCACGUGCAUGAGCUGGAGAGCUACAUUGACCAGCUGCUGGUGCGCAUCAUGGAGACAUCCCCAACGCUGCUGCAGAUCCCACCAGGGCCCCGGGCCCCCAAGUAACCCCCCUCCCUUGUUCCCUCCCCGAGGGCUCGUAUGUGUGUGCCCGCACACGUGUGCACACACACACGCACAGACACACACACACACACACACACACACACCCUGUGGGCUGGCAGUCUUCCCAGCCAAGAGUUGAUGGUGGAAUUGUAGGGCAUUGUAGGAGAGUAGUCUGGGCCCUUCCUGGCAGGGGAGGAGCCAGGGCCCCAAAGGGAAGCUAUUUCUGCUCCCGUCAGGGCUCCCCCUGCUGCCAGGGACAGAUCUGGGAUGGGAGGAGGCCAGCUCCGCUUGGGGCCUGCUGGAGCUCAGGGGCCAGGGUGGGCUGUAGAGUCUUCCAAGGACAACACAGGGCAGGUAAGGGGGGCUGCUACCUGGGCGGUAGUGAUGCUCCCUAUCCCUGUCUGAGCCCAGGUGUUCCUCCCCGCCCCCCCCCCCAGCUGGAACUAGCUUCUCCCAGUCCCCCACCCUACUGUUACUGCCAGUGUUACCUCUUCGGAAGCAAGCUGCCAAAAUGUGAGCCUGACAACCAGCCGGCUCAUCUGUCACCACUCUGCUGUGCUGCCCCGUCCCCACCACUGUGUGUGUGUGUGUGUGUGUGUGUGUGUGUGUGUGUGUGUGUGUGUGUGUGUGUGGCCCUGCGGUUCAGUUUGGGGGAGGCCAAGAUGGAGCUGGGGACGAGGGGUGUGCUCUGGGUCUUCGGUUCAUUUUAUUCAGGGGAGGGAUUUGGGUUCUGUUGUUUCUCCAAAAGAAUAAUCUGCCCCCAACCCCCAAGUCUUUAUGUGAUCCCAGGCUUCCUGUCUCUGGGGUUCUUCUGGGAUCUGUUUGGGUUUUAAUGUUUAAAAGCUUCUCUGUUCUCUGCUUACCCGUUCAGAUGCCAAAACUCUGCAGCCCAGCGGGGUUUGUACUUAGAAAAAAAUCAUUAAAAUGUAAAAUGUGCCUUGUGGGGAGGGGCCCAGGAAGGGGUCUGGACCAAGGUCCACCUGCCCCGCCUCCCUUUCCAUGAUGGGCUUUUUCCACCCGGCACCCCAUUCCUCCCUGCCGAAGAGAAGGGGCAGAGGCUCCUGGCCACCCCUGCCCUGGCCAUCUGCCUGCAUGGCUCUGGGUACCUCUGGCUCACCUCCCCAACCUUGAGCCGAGUGUGAGAAAAUGGAUGGCUGGCCAGCUCCAUGAAUGAGUUCUCAAGCCCAGGAAACCAGAACUGGGGCGGGGGUAGUAAGGUUUGAUACCAUCCCCCUUUUCCCACUUCACUCAAUGAAUUAUUAAGUAGCUCAGUGCCCUUGCGGCUCCUUCGGAGCUGGGUGCCCCCUCUUCUCUCCCCUCCCCAGUUCCUGCCGGCCUGCCGCUGCCUCCCUCCCCCUUUCCAGGCCAUAUUGUCUCAUAGGAGGUACUGGGAUGCUGCACUUGGGGGAGGAAGUUCUCAGCCACUUCCCUCCCCCCAUUCCCCGCCAGCCAAGCUGCUAUUUUCGCCCUCUCCACCCAGCUGCCUUAGUUAACUGGGCUGUUGCACUUUAAAAAGUAAGCAUUCAUUCUGGGUGUCCCAUGUUUCCCAGCUGGCCCACCUUGGCCUGGCAGCCCCUGGGGCCUGACCUCAGCCAUCUGCCCUCUUUCCACCUUGGAUCUGACCCUCUGGACAGGUGCAUCAGGGCAGCUGUGAUGGGUGCGAGCCUGGGACCCCUUCUGGGAUGGCAGGCUGAGGUGGGCAAGGAAGGCCGCUGGUGAUGGGUCUUGACUUGGCCUCUGGAGGGCUGUGUCAUUGGAGAGAGGAGAAACCUGAGAGUGUGUGUGUGUGUGUGUAUGUGUGUGUGUGUGUGUGUGUGUGUGUGUGUGUGUGUGUGUAUACAGAUGUGUAUGGAAUUUUGGUGGGCUGUCUUGAUGUAGGUAGGAGUUACUGGAGAUUGAAAGCAAUGCCCUCCCCUGUCCUCAGUAGCCUGUCUUGAAAACCGCCUUUGAGUCCUUCACAGCCCUGAUCCUCUCCCUUCCCCAGGGUCUGCAGACAUCCGGGAGCGGGAGGGGGAGGGAACAUCCCUUUUGGGGCACAGCCAAGGAGAGAAGGACCCAGCCUUGCUGGG
This is a messenger RNA of Phascolarctos cinereus (koala), 4050 nucleotides long. RefSeq names its product RAB11 family interacting protein 5 (gene RAB11FIP5). Lineage: Eukaryota; Metazoa; Chordata; Mammalia; Diprotodontia; Phascolarctidae. Gene Ontology annotation, cellular component: early endosome; phagocytic vesicle; recycling endosome. The record is from RefSeq and is a predicted model, not a curated record. Gene Ontology annotation, biological process: regulated exocytosis. Gene Ontology annotation, molecular function: small GTPase binding.